Messenger RNA from Pelobates fuscus (common spadefoot toad), 3724 nucleotides. RefSeq names its product Rho GTPase activating protein 27 (gene ARHGAP27). Gene Ontology annotation, biological process: regulation of GTPase activity; signal transduction. The transcript is spliced from 18 exons. Gene Ontology annotation, cellular component: cytoplasm. Lineage: Eukaryota; Metazoa; Chordata; Amphibia; Anura; Pelobatidae. Gene Ontology annotation, molecular function: protein binding. The coding region runs from base 115 to 3573 and encodes 1152 amino acids. The record is from RefSeq and is a predicted model, not a curated record.
UAUGAUUUUUUUUCAAAUUUAAUUUUUGUAAAAGACAUAAAGAAAGAAUACGGAGUUUACAUGAAUUUAAAAUAAUGCGGUGAAGAUAAAGCAGGCUAAAUUCAGAUUGAUAGGAUGCAGUCUACCAGAAUUCUGGAGAGGGAGUUUGUCCUUGUGGAACAUGAGUUCGAGUACACCGCUAAAGACGGACGUGUCAUCACUAUAAAACCUAACGAGAGGUACAUACUCCUGAAAAAGACUAAUGAGCAUUGGUGGCACGUCUGCCACGAUAACAAGUCAAAACCAUUCUAUAUUCCAGCGAAAUAUGUCAAAGUCUUAUCCUCUCAGUCAUUGAGUGCCAAUGGGUGCCAGCCAUACAACGUUCAGUGCGAGGAAGUGACGGGGAAUGUACCAAGGAUACAGUAUAGCUACGCAUACCUGCCUUCUGAUCAGCAGAUCAACUCCGAUGGCCUAUCAUCAUUAGAUAGGCAAGAGAUCGAAAGCAAUAACAACCCAGCAAUAGUUACUGCAAACAGAACCGGUGUCAGUAACAGCCAGAAUGUAGCUGGUGAACAGAAGAUUGGCACAAGUCAUACACUUCCACAAGCCGGCAUGCAAAAGACCAGCCCUAAAAAUAAUUUGCCAACAUCUGGCUUGCGGACUAUAAGCCCCCACAACAUAUCUUCCACCUCCGGCAUGCAAAGGAUGAUUGAAAACAACAUUCAACCAGCAUCUAAUGUACAAAGGAUCAAUCCAGUGAUUACUUUGCCAGCAACUACUACUGAAAGAAUGGCUCCGGUUACCAAAAUGCCACCAGUUAGUGAUCCAUGGAACAAUCCUUAUAACACCCUACCAGUAACUAGUGCUCAGAGGACCAGUCCUGUUAACACCCUACCAGUAACUAGUUCUCAGAGGAGCAGUCCUGGUAUCACCCUACCAGCAACUAAUGCUCAGAGGACUAGUCCUGUUAACAUCCUACCAGUAACUAGCGCUCCGAGGAGCAGUCCUGUUAACACUCAACCUACAUCUAGCAUGCAGAGGAGUACUCUUAGUAAUAGCUUGUCUGCUGCUAGUCUACCAGGAAUUAGUAUUAGCAGCCCCUUUUUAUCAGCCAUAGGCCAGACGACCAUUAAAAGUAACCGCUUGCCCGGAUCAAAUGGGCAGCAGCGGACCACAGUAUUAUCAGGCUCAUCACGCUCUCUUACAGAAAGUUCUGUGUUAUGUGAAUACCCAACUGCGGAUACCAUGCAAAUAUUUGUCGAGGAGCAGACUACCUGCCGAACUCACACUCCGAUGAGAACAUUUCAUAAUUCCAAGAAGAUUCUGGAUUCUAAAAAACGCAUCAGCUUUGCAUUGCCCCCAGAUCUACAGCCAACCAUCAGGCCCACACAAUCCCUAAAUGAUCUACAAACCAUCAUUUACGAACUCCCUGCCAGCCAAUCUCCAGCCUCAGAGCCCUCCAAAAAACCUGAAUCAUCUCAAACUCGACAGGUGGACCCCAAGCAGACCAACCUAGGAGGACGUGUGCCAGCCUCAUCUCCAGACCAGGCUGUGAAUGAGGAGGAAGAGCCAGCCAAUGUCUAUGCUAACCUAGAGCAAUUCCGAAAAGAUAAUGUACGGGACAGGUUGCCCUCUCAACAGCACAGUUCAACCAGCACAUUAGAUGACUGGGAGACCCACACUGACCAAGACAGUGGCAACAUCUUCUAUUAUAACAGUUCUACUGGGGAAACAACCUGGGACUCUCCUUUCGACCAACCAGAAGACCAAAUCAACUCGCCUGUUUCUCCAGUAUCCCUGAGUCCACAGCCUGAGGACAGUGAUUGGGAGAAGCAUUUUGAUGAAGCCAACCAAAAAUUUUACUUCUAUAAUUCAGUGACAGGAGUAACCUCCUGGGACCCUCCUAUGGAAGAGUUACAUUUACAAAGCGGACAGUCAGUAUUCGGAUACGGAUCAAUGGACAGGAGGCCACCAACUCCAGAAACGGACUACCCCGACUUUCCAGAAGCAGACUACGAUGAUGAUUACCCACCACUGUACAAUGCUAUUCCACCACCACCAAACAAAAAUUCUUCUGAAGAUCAACUCAAAGGCUGGUCCUUCCAGAUCAACAAGGAAGGAAAAAAGAUCUACAAAAAUAACUUCAAUAACGAGACUUGGCUGCAGUCACAAGAUAUGAAUGGGAAAACCUAUUUUUAUACUCCAGAUGGAUCAAGUUCACAGUGGCAUUUACCGGAGUUAAUCCCGCCGGAUUAUGGCAGAAGUUACAGUGAGUCCGACCAGGACAACAAUAUUUUCUUGAGUCUGCCUCCAACUCUUUCCGCAUAUUCUUACCAAAAAGAUACAGAUGUUUUCAUGCCGGGACAUAAGAGAAGUGACUCUGAUAAUAACGUUUUGACGCCUGGAAGCCAGCAGACCAAAAGCCUAAUUAAAGCCGGAGUGCUCCAAAAAGCAAAAGUAUUAGAGAAUGGAAAAAGGGUCCGGAAAAACUGGAGUUCAUCAUGGACUGUUCUGGAAGGAGGAGUCUUGACGUUUUUCAAGGAUGGUAAAAAUUCAUCAUCCAAUAGUCUGAAACAAUCUUCAUUAACUGUCCCGGAAUAUACCGUCAACUUGCAAGGAGCAUCCAUUAUUUGGGCCACAAAGGAAAAGUCCAGCAAGAAAAAUGUAUUAGAACUGAAAACUCUGGAUGGCAGUCAGUAUCUGAUACACCAUGAUUCGGAGUCUAUAACAAAGGAUUGGUACAUAUCAAUAAGUAACAGCAUUGGGAAAAGUGUGCACAUGUCUACAGAAAAAGCCACAGACAGUGAUGCUGAAUCUCCGCGAUUGUUUGGCUCUAGUGAAAGACUGGGAUUUAAAGAAGAGAAAGACAAGAAAACUCUAGGGCAGUAUAACACCACCAGCAGCUCAGACAGUGAUCGGAACGUACGCAAUAAACUGAAAAAGUUACUGCAAAGGCGGCCAACGCUACAGUCACUGCGAGACAAAGGUUACAUUAAAGAUCAAGUAUUCGGAUGUCCUUUACGUCAUCUUUGUGAGAGAGAAAGGACAGACGUCCCACUGUUUGUUACCAAGUGCAUUCAAGCAGUGGAAAAAAGAGGUCUUGAUAUCGAUGGUCUAUAUAGGGUUAGUGGAAAUCUUGCCAUCAUUCAAAAACUGCGAUACAAAGUUGACCACGAUGAAAACUUCAAUUUGGAUGAUGGUCGAUGGGAAGAUGUCCAUGUCAUCACCGGGGCUUUAAAAUUGUUUUUCCGAGAGCUGCCAGAACCUCUUUUCCCAUUCACUCACUUCGACUCAUUCGUUGAAGCAAUAAAAAUGAGUGACCAAAUUCAGAAGAUCCGAAGGAUGAAAGAACUGGUGCAAAGUUUACCUCCCCCAAACUUAGAGACCAUGCGAGUGCUGUUCAAACACCUGUGCAGUGUUAUCGAAUAUCGAGAAUCUAAUCGUAUGUCGGUGCAAAGUAUCUCAAUUGUAUUCGGUCCAACUCUACUUCGCCCCGAGACAGAAAACGGAUAUAUUGCGAUGUAUAUGGUGUUUCAGAACCAAAUUGUGGAGCACAUUCUAAACCAGUACAAAAACAUAUUUAAUAUUAGCUGAUACAAUUUCCAUCGUAAGCUCGACGGCUGGGACAUGAAGGUGCUGGAUCACCCGACAAAAGUCGAUUUUCUUGAUGUUGUUUGUCUUUAUAAUGUAAAUGUUUCUCUGUACAUACUGCUGUUUGGUAUAUAUAUAUGUGUGUAUAUGUAUA